Messenger RNA from Phycodurus eques (leafy seadragon), 1694 nucleotides. It is a transcript of the gene exosc6, whose product is annotated as exosome component 6. The transcript has 3 exons. The coding region runs from base 183 to 995 and encodes 270 amino acids. NCBI's taxonomy places the organism in Eukaryota, Metazoa, Chordata, Actinopteri, Syngnathiformes, Syngnathidae. Gene Ontology annotation, cellular component: nucleolus; nuclear exosome (RNase complex); cytoplasmic exosome (RNase complex). The record is from RefSeq and is a predicted model, not a curated record. Gene Ontology annotation, biological process: rRNA catabolic process; nuclear mRNA surveillance; poly(A)-dependent snoRNA 3'-end processing.
ACUAAAAGCUCAUCAGUCUGGUGAGCUCACUUUCACACCGACAGCCGCGCCUGAGACUGCAUUUGUCCCCAACAAGGACAUUUUGAAGUCAUGACCAACAUGCAAGGCUGCAGGUCAGGGGGACAUUUUUACGUGCUGGACCUAUUCACAUGCUGCGCGUCUACCGCUAAACCAGCAAAAGCAUGCCUGUUGACACCAGAAGAUUACGCGGUCCAGAGGUUUCCCAAAGCCCGUCUCUGUUCGCGUGCAAGCCGGCGGCAGUAUUGCCAUCGCACGGCCCCCGAGCAGACGGCCGGCAGCGGGACCAGGUGGACGUCCGGCCCGUUUUCGUCAGGUGCGGCCUGGUGAGCCAGGCUAAGGGCUCCGCGUACAUGGAGGCUGGAGACACCAAGUUGAUGUGCUGCGUUUACGGUCCCAGAGAAACAGAGCGUAAAGAUGAAACCGAUAUGAAGUGUGGAAGGUUGACAACAGACAUGCGGUUUGCUCCAUUCUCUUGCCUGGAGAGAGGCUCCUGGAUUCAAGGGAGUCAGGACAAGGACUUCUCCCUGAUGCUGCACGAAAGUCUGCAGCCCGCCUUGUGCCUUCACAAAUACCCCCGCUCACAGAUAGAGGUCAACGUGAUGGUUCUCGAAAACAGCGGCUCAGUUGUGGCACACGCCGUCACCUGCGCUUCCCUCGCUCUCGCAGACGCGGGUAUUGAAAUGUACGACCUGGUGCUCGGCUGCGCCAUCCGCCGGGACGGGGCCUCGUACGUGGUCGACCCGACGUACGCGGAGGAAAAUGGCGGCGGCGACGGUCAGGGAAGACUGACUCUUGCCUUCCUCCCCAGCUUGAACCAGAUUUCCGGGCUGCAGUCUGACGGAGAAAUGACCGUAGAGACUCUGUCUGCUGGGGUGCGCACCUGUAUUGAGGGCUGCUAUAAGAUCUAUCCUGUCAUCCAACAAGCUCUGGCUAAGGCAGUUCGGCGGGUGGCUCCCCCACCGUCAGAAAGCUGACUUGAGUUAGUUGUUUUCUGGGUCAAUGUCACCAUAAAGAGCCUUUGGUGUCCUCGUCGCUCUCGCUCGGAAAUCAUAAACAUGUAGCACAAUAAUGGAACUGAGGUCUUAUGAGAGUAUAUGUGGGCGAACGUUUGCACGUAUACCAACCAGUACAGUGGUAAGUCUCUGAAGUUGCCGUUUAUUCAUUUUGCUCCCUAUCGGAUGCACAUGAGUUUGCCAUGUCCCACGCACUGUAUGCAAUGAACGUUUGAACGAUACUACGUCCGUAUCGUAAGUUAUUUGAUAAAACGAGUCAUUUUGCUCGUCGUAUUUUCAUAAUUGGGAUAUUUUGCAUGCAUUCCUGAAACUGAGCUCCACCCUGUCGUCAUAGGGUGACUGCCCUUUAAGAAAUUGUUUUCAGCGAUAUUACGCCAAGCGUUUCAGCUUUCUUCAACGGCCACUGAAACAGUGGCUAUUUCCAGAAUCCAUUUGUACGCUCUGUUGAACUUAACACGUCUACUCUGUCAUAGUGCAAUAUCGCUUCAUGUAAAAACCUUUCAGAAAUUCCCAAAAUAUGGAUCGUCUCAACUUUUUGGGGGGGUGAAAUGGGGAAGUCCCAAAGGCACCUUAUAGUAAUAUUGACUGUUCUGUAAUAUAACAAUCCAUUAUACUUGCAUUUAACUUACAGCUGCGUGCUCAUUAAAAGGCUUUCCCUUU